AUGGCUUCUACAAAAAAAGAGGAGAAACUGAUUUUAGAAGCAGACACCGUUUUCUUGUUAAUGAAAAAAGGAUUUCCUAUAUCACGUAAUGUAAGGGCUCAAUGGAUGUUAGAACAUUUAGAUACUUUUAUAAGUAUACAAUGUCCAAGUUUCAAAAGCAAGGAAGCAGCGGAACUUGAGAUUGUAUCGGUAUUGCCAAAGAAUAAACCAGAAUCAUGGUCUUCAGACACGAGUCAUCAGUGUCUUUACAAAGUGACUUCCACAACUUCAAUAAUAUUUCUAGCGCACAAGUAUAGAAUGGUGUUUAACUUGGACUUAAGCCCAUCUCUUGCAACUGUAGAUAUACAACAUGGCGAGAUAGUUAUAGAUGAGGUAUACAUGGCGACUAAACGGUUCUUGGAAAGUAUUAUUAGACCUUUCACGAUACCAGGGAGUAAAAAGAUAAUGCAACCAGAAAUUUAUGUAACUAUAAUAGCUCAUACGCCCUUUUAUAUAAACCCUGCGCAGCAAGUUUUAGUACAGGGUUGGCUAGUUACUGUGGAUAAUGUUAGUCAACUUACAAAUUUCAUAGAAAGUCAAUUGCAUAUAUUAGAAGAGAAGGUUGCAUGUAUUACAGCCAUAGCAAGCCAACAAUUGGAAAACCUAAGAGCUGAAAGCGAACGUUUAGUCGGAGGGCUUUUUGAAGAGAAUAGUACAUGUUUGAACAAAAAUAAUAAUACCUGCGUUUCUAAUACUUCGAUAAUUUCACCGGAAUCAAGUUUUGUCAACAUGUUGAGGUACGGAAUGCUAGCGCUCACUCUGCUACCGGAACAUAGUUGUGCUCAUAUGAUAAUCGUGUCGGACGGUGUAGUAGGAAAUACCGAUGUCCACGUAUUAGAUUCUGUAAUACAACAACUACGUGCAACUACAAUUGCAUGCAGUUUUCUGCAUGUUGGAAGUGCAUAUCAUCCUCACUGUGCCGAUGGUUUGAUUCCAUACGAAGAUCUAUUGCAUUUCAUUGCAAGGGCUACACUGGGCACUUACAUGACUUUUAUUCCAUUUCCUGUACAUUUGAACGAAACAGAGAUGAACGUUUAUCAUAAAAAUUUUUUAUGCUGGCAAUUGUACCGUGAAGUAUGUUGUAACAUUCUGCCCCAUUAUUUGAACUGGCAUUCGAAAAACCUAAUGUUCUACGAGCAAAAGUCAACGCAGCUUUUGCAAAAGAAGCAAAUCGAGGAUAAAGUUACUUGUACAUUGAGCAGUUUGUUGUGUUGUCGCCUUCGAGAAGGAUACUUGAUAAAACGCGCUAAUGUCAGAGACGAAGUGCUUGAAAUUUGCUUCGUCUUGUUGUGGAAGUCUAGUGUUUUACUAGAAUAUAUAGUAACAUGCCCUUGGUCUACAAAAUCAUUGUCCGCAUCUAACACGAUACAGUAUGCGAUUACUAUAGAAGCUCCUUACGAAUUUUUACAUGACAUUACGUGCUUGUCAAAGAAACCAUUAAAAUCACAAUAUCGCCAAGGUGUUGUGAAUCGGUUUUGGGCAACUUUAACAUCUUUAACUGAAAGUGACACUAUGCUUGCACACUUUAGCUGGUUUCCAGAAUUCGGUUGGACUUGGUAUAGCGUACCGGAUACCAUUAGAAGUGGCAUGCCAGUUUUUUAUCUGUCUGCUUAUCCUUCGCCUAGUACAGUACAACUUAGCGAUGCAGCGUGCCCUCAAUUUGGACAAAUAUGGCAACCGGUGGUAUCAUUGAAUCCUCUGCAAUGGGCUCGUUGGAUGCACACUCAAAGAGUAACGUUAAUUCUAUCCCAUGACAGACCACUGCCACGACAUUUACAUCAAGCAAAUCAAAGUGGCCGUUUCCAAUGUGUUCAAAGCCGUCAAGCGGCUGCUGUUCUCUACGCCAUGCUGAAAAAUUGGGCAACUUUCGUCCUCGUGGAAAAUCACACCUACGUGCAGUUUAUUUACAGAGAAGCAGAUAAACCACCUGUCUCGUUCUCCUUGAUUCGUAUCAACUGCAAAGCUCUCUGCGUCAUUCUCAACAUUGCAUUCGCUGCUGGAACGGAAGGGGUUGUUCGGCACAAUGUUGUCGUCGACCUUUUAGAUCGGUUAUCCAAGCUAACUUUACCGAACAGACCCACGGAGCAGAAAGAAACACCUUCUUGCACCAUCAUACACAAAUCUUUGGAAAAGAUUUUAAUUAGAUACGAACGAGUGCCGACUGAUUUGAAUUCGAUCGUUUUUCCCGAUGGAGCACAAGCAACGUCGAUGAGAGCUACAUCGAUGUUAGGGGGAAUUCUGAUGACUAGUUUGUCUAGAUACCUCUAUCACAAUCGAUGGCUUUGGCAUGUGAAACGACCGUUCGUGCAAACAAUUCCUGGAAUUGUAUUGCCAAGAUUAAACAUAACUGCUAUUGCACGAAUUCUUUCCACUAUUACGAAGAUGCGAUUAGCCGAGGGUUUUAAUCUUACUUAUUCAGCGGCGGGUAUUAUAAACAUGGUUCUUGAAGUGCAAAUGCAAGGAGUAAGUAAAAACGGUAAAUCAUACCCGUGCAUUAUCCAGUAUAUUUUAUUUCCGCCGCAUAUUAUGUCGACUACAACAUUAGAACGUGACAGUGCAUCAGAAGAAGACACCGACGAAGGCACUGCAGAUGGUGAAGUGAGCAUGGAAGAUUGCGAGGGUUUUGGUGAUUUUCAAAUUAUAUCUGAAAUUUGGAUUGAACCUCAGUGUGGCUUUGCUCAACUACCUGCACAAUCCACGGCAAAUUAUAUGCACCUUUUGCAGUAUCACGAGCUUCCAGAUGCAAUCGCUCGAAUAGACGAGGAAUGCAUCAACGCGUUACUGACGUUAGAGUAUUUGAGUUUACUGAGUCAAGUAAUGCCAAGUGAAAAAAAUACUGAUAUUAUUUAUGGACAAGUUCAUCAUGACAUCAAGCUACCGAAAAAAUAUAGCAGAAACAUCAAGAAUAAUGGCUGCAACGUUGAGGAAUCCUGCGAAGGUUUACCAACUAUCGACGAAAGGAUACACAUGAUGCAUUUUUCCUUCGAUACGUUGAAUAUAUUGCCAAAAUGUCAACAAGCUGAAUUGUUGUUCUCCAUGUUUACCGGUGGCCUGAUUAACAACGACGAAGAGCGUGGAAGUGCAAAUAAGAUACUAAUGGACAAUUUCCUGAAACACAUGAAACAGUUGCACAAUAAAGAACUUCUGUUAACAUCGGCUGAAUCGCAACGAUUCACAAAGAUGCUUCUCGACAGACGUCGAAUCGGUGGUCCACCUUUAUCGUUUUUCUCUCAAAAAGUGAAACACUUUUCCAACGACGAGCUAAACUCUUAUCCACGUUGGAAGUGCUUCAUUAAAGGAAUUAGCACAACUCACGUAAUUAUCACAAUUUUACCUGCAUCAGAGAAAGAUGUACGUUUAUUUAUGUCUCCUUCGCAUACAGAAGAAUACAUGGCAAGCAAUAGUUCGAGAAAGAAUUCCGAAUCAGUGAUAUUCAACAUGGAUCUGAAGGAGAGCGAAUUGUAUUCGAAAGCUUGCACGACGGAUGUUAACGUGACCGAUUGUUUGUCGUUAAAGAAUAACGAAUCGAAAUUGUACGAUCAGUGCAUUGACAAUAGCACGUUGGAGAUAAAUGCGCAAAGAAGAAGUCAAGAUUGCGACGAAGGUCUCGUUAUUCCAGUUUAUGUCUAUGAUUGUUCGUUAGCUUUGUUGAUCGAUACGCUGGUCGAUAAAUUGAAAAUAUCACACAACAAGGAUAUUUAUCAAGAUCACACGUUUAGAGUUGGUCAACAGGAUUGUAAAGAUUUCGUCGAGUUGAAAUACGAUUAUAACGCGAAACCGUCGACGCCGGAACCGAAAAGCGAGGAUUCCGACAAUACUUCUAGUGAUCAACGAAGUCUUAUGGAGCAUUGCAAACUGUUGAGUUUGGCCCACUGUCAUUGUUACGUGGUUGCAGUUUACAAAUCAUUAGUGCUGCAACAGCCUCUUAGUUAUGAAGAUAUGGAAGCUGCGGUGGAACAAUGCGAAGAAACUCUAAUCGAGAUUAAUAUAACAAAUUAUUUACGGUCUGUAUGCAGACAUUUGAGCAAAUUAUCAGAGAAAGAUUUCUUAGACCAGUUAAAUCCGUCUGCAUGCGACGACGUCACACCGUUGCAUAAUUUAAUUAAAGAAAAAUUCGAAAGAAUAAUUACAGUUGCCUUUAGACCUGUACCUGCACACCUGGAAUUCUAUUAUUGUUCACCAUUUUGUUCAGAAAGUGAAACGGAUUUCGUAGAAUUCCAAAAAUCGGACAGCGAUGAUGAAAUAGAGAAUCUUAUAUUUCAUUCGAUAAAUAUUGAUUGCGCAUCGUCGCAUAGUCUUCGCGAAAAAGUUCAAUCAGGAAAUGUAACGUGGCCAGUAAGGAACGUCAACAACAUUUCAAAUAUUUCAAGGCACGAAUCUACAGAAUCUCUCAACAGCAACCUGCAGGAUAAACAUAUUUAUGGAAGAGAACAGCCUCUUUUCUUACAAUUAAGUUGUUCUAUUAGAUUUCAAUCUAGAUCUGGUCUUAGUAGUAUUCCUGUAAAGUCUCUCCCGACGUGUUUCAUGGAAAUUGUACAAAAGAUGGAAGAUUGUAAGGACAAGGAUAUAGCUAAUUUGAGUCUAACUGAUUUAAAAAUCACCCUGGACAUCAUUUGUUUAAAUCUUCCUAAGGAAGUGCUAGAAAUAAGUCUCGAACGAUAUUCUGGUUUAAGAGCAACCUCGUUUUGCAGUGGUUCACCUAUAGGUAGUUUGAGAACAGAAAGUGGAGGUAGUCUAGAAAAUAAUGCUAGAAAUGAAUUGUUUCAAGAAAGAAUGUCUCAUUUACCUUUGAGUCAACAUAAUGCCAUAAGUAAUUUAAGGGACGAAAUCGAAUGGCUUUUGCAAGAUGAAACUGCAACUGCCCUUUUAGAUAGAUCUACUAUAAAUGAAGAUAUUUUAAGAUUCGUUGCAAAUCACGUAUCUGAAUCAACGGAUAGAUUUAGUUGCAAGGUAGAAAAAGUUCCUUUGCACUUUGUUUUCCCUUCAGAGGAUUGCAAGCCAAAGUUUAUAAGUGAAUUGAAGAAACUUCAAAUCGAUAAAUAUUGUAUCCGUCAAGAAGGGAAUUUGUUUUAUUUUGUGAAGAAUUUAGAACAAGCGUCAAACGAUUCUGUUCUAGAACAGUUUAGAAAUGAAAGAAAAGAAUCGAAAACGAAAGAAGGUAAUACUGCAGAAAAGAUGGAACAAGAUAAACUAUUAGAAAAUAUCAACUAUUAUGACACAGAAAAUAAUUUCAGAAUUCGUUUUAAAUCUCUCGAAGAACCUUAUUUUAAUCCUCUUAAUGUAGCAAAAGAAAAACUAAGUGCCGAUGAUGCGUGUGAAGGAAAUACUAGUUCUGAGAAUUGUUUUCAGUGGUUGAUAGAUCUCGAUAAUCGUAAAAGUUCCCUACCAAACUUCUGGUUAAUAUUAAAAGUUGAAAACGACUACGUUAACGUCUAUUUUCACUGUAGGUUUUUAGAAAUCAUAUCGCCAGAAGUAAAUAGUUAUUGGUGCACGCAGAAAAUGUUGGUCUCUCAGAUAAAGAGUACUUGUCGUCGUGUAAAUCAGUAUUUGCUUCUGCAAAAUCUUCACAAAACCAGCAAAUGUUCGGACCUCCUGGAAACAGAUUCAAGCGAAGAUUACAACUGGAAGACGGAGGCGACAAACGAGUUCAGUAACAUUGUACAGAACAGAGAUUCAAUGCAAAAUUUCACCCCAGGAAUGUUUCGAUGCCGUGUUGUUUGGAAAUUCACCUUCCAAUUACAUCCUCGAUUAAAGACUGGCCCUGGGAGAUCAGGACUUUCUCGAGGUAUAAAAGCUCUACAUGGUGUACUUAAUAGAUUUGCCGUGAGUAACCGGAGUAACAUGUUUGUAUAUCAGGAAAAUAAUAAAAAUGUAUUCUAUUUGAGAUUACAUGAGCAAAUAAGCGACGGAAAAUCAUUGCAAAAUAAAUUAUCCGAAAGCGACGAACAACUGAUUGUUUCUCGCAGCAACAGUGUAGUUUCGCUGUCGCAAGUUAAGUUAAACGACAAUGCUAUGUCAAACGACACGAGACCCAGAGUUCGAUCUUUCAGCGAAAAAGAAUCGAACGUUUUAAAUAAAACCGAGGAUUCGAUAAUCUUAAUGGUGCACGGAAUAUCCGACGCGGGGCCGGAAGUUAAACGUGAUCUGGUGCAAGUCCUACAAAAUCGCUUAGACGACGCUGUUCUCGAAGUUCUAUCUGUUAUGUUAGCAAGAAAUCCAAUGUGUAAAUUAACACCCGCCGAUGUACAUUUUAUUCAACCGCCGAAACCACCGGAAUCUAUCAUACGACUGAACAUACAGAAACAUUGUUUAUCGUAUAUAACUGCUUUGGAAUUUUAUUUGCGACAAAAUAUACUUCAGUUUUUAUAUAUACCAAAGUAUACCGACAACAGAGUAGAUUAUCACUUCCAAGACUAUUCGCAGUUCGAAGGAUCUGCCAAAAGAGUUUCCGAAAUAGAUAUUUUUCUGUACAAUCAAAGCCAUUCUAGUGGAAGUAAAGGUAUUGCUUGUAUAGCUUUAGCAAUCACAGGAGAACACGGAGAACCGAUUGUAUCAUUGGAAAGUAAUUUCCCUGAAACAAGUUUUCCUGAGACAAUAAACGUGGAAGAUUUUGAAAACAUUGUAUCGACAUCGAUAUAUGAUAAAAACUCGAAAGAAACACCACCUGUGAUUGAAUUUAAAAUCUGGAAGCAAGGCAGAGUUAAUCUCGAAUCUUUACUGCAGAAACUCUGCUCUGCGGUUAAACAUGCAAUCUGGGAUUUAGUUACGGAAUAUAAAUUCUUAUCAACUCCGUUGACUGAGCCGCUUGUGAAAACCGCCCAAGAGUUGUCUACCGAAAACAAAGAAAAUCAAGCCUCUGUAAAAACUGAAACUUUGCCGAAAGUAAUGCACGAUUUAUCAAUUGAUCGAUACGAGGCAGGCGAAGAAGGAAAAUUACACAGCAUUUAUUGUGAAACGUUAUCGCAAUGGUUCCGGUUUGCAUUAGAGAUCGGAGUUCCGUCUGUGAAAAAGCACGAAGUUAUUAUUAAUUAUAGACAUGCUGUACCGACAAUUAUCAGAGAAUUAGAAGCUCUUCUGCAAAAUCAAGCGCCGGACACUUCCACUAGAGCUUUCGUUUUAAAAGAUCGACAACCUUUCAUCGAAAAGUCUAUCUUGGACAAGGAAUCAUUAGGCGGAAUCAGGAAAAUGAACCAUUCUUCGUUGGAAAGUGAUGAAAAGACAGGUUUACCUCUUUAUGUGCCAUGUGAUUUCAGUAAGGAUGUACAAGGGACUUUUACUAAGUGUAUUUUAAUAGCUAGAAAUUUUUAUCAAUGGAAAGCUUCUUUUAGCAGCACAGUACAACCGGAAUUACUUGUUCCAAAAGACCAAAAACUUCUACAAAAAUUUAAUCCUUUGAUACUGGAAUCUAAUUUCGUGUCAAGACAACGAAUAUUACUUGCUGAAGUUCGGAGUAACAAUAUAACUCUCUAUACGUAUAAUUGGUCAAAGGAAAAGUCUGAAAAAUUAAUAAAACAAACUGUCAGUUUGGGCACGUGGCUUUCAUCAAGAUCGAAUUUCUUCACGAACGUAAUAAUGCAGAAGUUAGGGAUAUUCCAUCAUCGUCCGAAUUUUUUGAGGGAACAGACAAACUCGCAAUAUUAUCAAAUUACGGACAUGGAAAGUCUUACGAAGUUUUCUUCUGCGUCGCAUAACGAUGGAAAAGAUUGGACAAGAUUGAAUAACAGACAACAAAACGUAAAGCAUAAUCAAUUUUCGUGGAACGAAGUAAUUGGCCAGACGAUGCGAGAUGUAAAACCUAAUAGUUACUUUCACAAUAAUAUGGAUCCAACGAUGAAAGCAGUUUGUGAUCUGCAAGAUUUUCGAUGUCGUGAGAAAAAAGUGAAAGAUGAUUUGAGUAAGUUAUACGCAAUGUGGCAAAAUCGCAACGCUGCUCCAAAUAUUCCAGUUUCUAUCAAUGCUUUAAAUACAUUCAAACAAUAUUCUCGUUUGAUACACUUCUGCCAUACACCGUUAUUGUUUUUACCUUCAUGGCGUUUGCAAUCUGCCGCUACAAGGGAUCACUCGCUCACGGUGCAACCAUCUUUAAGCGCAAGCAUCAAUGUAUAUCAACAAUUAUCACAACAAAUACAAAGAAACCAGGACGAACAAACGAAUAUUCUAAAGUGGCAUCAAGAAUUAUGUAGUUUGAUGUUAUCUGAAUAUAAACAAUAUCUUCAAAUAUUAGGCUUUAGUUCGGUACAAAUAGAAUCACCUGAUAAAAGUUUUGAAGGACAAGUUCAGCAGCAAUCGUAUUACCUUAAAAAAUCAAUGCUUGGAGGAGUACUGUUGUUUGAAAUUCAUUUAUUGCAACCAUUUUUCAUUGUUAAAUUACAUAUUAUCGAAUGCAGUCGACUUCAAACAAAAACUAGUAGCGCCCUGAUGAAUCAAUUUAUGCUAAGUUUCGUAGAUGAAUGUGAUAAAAUCAAAAUAAAUAUGCAUCUGCAUUCGUUCACGUAUGAUUUUCAUUUGCGUUGCAUCCACUCUUACAUUGCUGGGACUGGACCUUGGUCGUUGCAACAAGGUUAUCAUUUGAUUCAUUUUCUCGAUGACUUUAAUAAAUAUUAUAGCAAAGCACCAAAUUACGCAAGAAAUCUUAUAUACAGUGAUGUGGUAACCAUUCACAAUUUGGCGAUCCCGGGCCGGACCUUGUAUUCUUAUCUACUAUCUCAUGAAAACACUUACAACAUGCGUGUGUUUGCCAUGAAAAAUGAGCAUGAAAAUUCUCAAGAAAGCGAAUACGUGUUAGUCAGUUUAAAAAGUACACCUUUAAUUAGCUAUUGUGAUGCACAAGAUACAAAGUAUACCGAUGAUUUCGAUGUUGCUUUGAUUGUAUCACAUUUAGAUCAACCUCCACAGGUGGAUAGGACAGAGAUUACUUUGAAAUAUUAUUUAAUGUUAACUAGUAAACGAGAAUUAUAUCCAAAGAGAGAGGUAGAGAAUAAUAAAUUGGGAAAAUUUCGUACAGUGUACAAUAUCGAGAAAUCUGCAACGAAUACCUAUACAGAGUCUCUUACGGAUAUUUUCAACGAAUCUUCCUCGAGCUUCCAAGAGUGUAGACAAGAUCUGAAUGAUAAAAAAAAUGAUCUUAAACUAUGCAGUCCUAACUGUAAUACUAAUUGUAAUAACACAGGUGCACCAACACCUCCACCAGUACCUAAUUCUCCAUUAACUCAAAAUGUGAAUCCUCCAAGUUUCUCGGUAAAUGCUUCAUCGCCGCAUUUAAUUCAAAUACGACAAGAAUCUAUUAAUUACUUGGGCUAUUAUUCGUCACACGAACAACUGAUGCAACAAACAAUAAUGUCACAAGCGAAUGCAGCUCACAUACAUAUAAGGAAUAUGAUAGAUCGUGGAGCAUUGCAAUGCAGAACGCAUCUUCUCUGGAAUAAACUAUUAGAAAGCAAGUCUACAAUGAAUUAUGUGGAAUUUUCGGAACUCUGCUCUUUAGCUCACGUUGAGCCUUUAUCAAACUUAGAUCCAAGACUCAGGCCAUUUAUUAACCAGCCAAUCUCAUGGUAUCAAACAUUAUCGAAGGUUUUACAAAAUAAAUAUCAAGAGCACCAUAAACAAUUUAACACGCCAGAUGGAAAUAUUACUCAUUUGCUUAUAUUACAUCCAAGUUUCUUUCAAGUCUUCAUGAUGUUGACUAUAGACUUACAUGCUUCACGAGGGGACUUAUUCGCAGUUUAUUGUAAAUCAGAAGAAAUAAUUAACACUCCAUGUUAUAUAGAAGAUACUUAUAAUUUAAUUGAAGGUUUUGUAAAUGCUUGUUGUUUUCACUUGUGGAUGAGCCUCUAUAGUUAA
Molecule: messenger RNA, 9879 nt
Organism: Habropoda laboriosa
Lineage: Eukaryota; Metazoa; Arthropoda; Insecta; Hymenoptera; Apidae
Product: protein SZT2-like
Exons: 25
Coding region: 1-9879 (3292 amino acids)
Cellular component (GO): peroxisome
Source: RefSeq, a predicted model, not a curated record